Sinocyclocheilus anshuiensis is the source of this 3436-nucleotide messenger RNA. RefSeq lists its product as uncharacterized. Gene Ontology annotation, cellular component: nucleus; cytoplasm. The record is from RefSeq and is a predicted model, not a curated record. Gene Ontology annotation, biological process: negative regulation of protein ubiquitination; negative regulation of proteasomal ubiquitin-dependent protein catabolic process; negative regulation of protein K48-linked deubiquitination. Gene Ontology annotation, molecular function: K48-linked polyubiquitin modification-dependent protein binding. The transcript has 17 exons. Lineage: Eukaryota; Metazoa; Chordata; Actinopteri; Cypriniformes; Cyprinidae. Bases 131 to 2890 code for a protein of 919 amino acids.
UGCAGUCUGGACGGAGCAGAACCCGUGACGUAAGCGAUCACCAUUCUACUGUGCGGACAAUCAAUAAACAUCUUCUGCAAAGUGACAACAAAACCAUAUAUCGAGCAUUUUUGAGAUAUUAAAUACAAUUAUGGACUCCACAGCGACCAUAGGAGGGUUCGUCAGCACUCUCACUGAGAUGGGCUUCAGUGAGGAUCAGAUACAGGCGGCGAUGCAGGCCGGAUUCUUCUCUGUACCAGAAGCAGCUGAAUGGCUUUUGCAGGGUGGGAGUCCACGGCAUAAACUAGUCAAGCAGCCUUCAGGUCCUUUAGAGACGGCAUUUUCUGCAUUUAACCCUCCCAAAGAUGCUCUCUGCUCCAACAACAACUCACAGCCUGACGAAACAGGUCCUUCAUUGGUCUUGGCACCACCUUCUGUGAACGCUCCCACAGCAAAAGAGCAUCCACCCCUGGAAACACGGAUCAAGCAGGAUAAGAGUAAUUUCCACGAGCAGCAGAGGCAGCGAGUGGCCCAAGAGGCGCGGGCAGAAAAGAGACAGAAGAAGCAGGAGCGUGAGUUGGUAUUGAAGAGGAUAGCAGAGGACCGGCGCAGUCAGCAGGAGAAGACCCAAAACGAAGCCACGGCCGAGACCUCUCCAUCCAGUGGACAGGGACAGAGACUGGGUGGACGUGUAGAGACCAGCUUGGACAACCACUGCAUCCUUAUGAUUCGUCUUCCGUCUGGAGAAUCAAUGCGUGAGCGUUUUCCUGCUGACACUCCCUUAAGUCACGUCGUCGAAUACAUUGCCGGCCGCCACCCUUCACUACCUGCUUUUUCCCUCCUGCAAGGGUUUCCUCGAAAGCGCUUUGGGGAAGCUGAGCUAACCUGCUCCCUCCGGUCUCUGGGACUGACUCCCAACGCUGCACUUUGCAUACAGACCACACCCCCAGAAACGCCUCAGGACCCGCCUAGUCCAGCGUCCCGAUUGGCUGUUGUAGGGCAGGAGGAGGCGGAGCCGGAGCCGGAGCCACAGGAAGAGCCGGUGGCACCACCGAAUGAGCAACCCCAAGUGGAGGCCAGAGCUUUAGAGGAACUGGAGAUACCUCCACCUCUGCCCCAUCAGCUGUGGGAGGAAGCAGUGGGUACACUUUUGCUUCUGACAGGACGAGGCCAUAAACUGGUGCAAGGUGAAGCAGAAAAUGAAGAACAUUUGGAAAAUGAGGAGCAACCAGAAGAAGUAGUUGUACCUCCAUUUAAUCUCAAUGGACUGCCACGGUUGCCCUUCUUCCUGGAGAACAGGGGAAGAGCAGGACUGGAGCCGAGACAUCACUGGCCGGAGCAGGGCAACAGACUCCGGGGGGCGGAGCCUGAUGACCCAGCAGACCCUGAGGAAGGCCGUGUGUUGCGUGGAGCUGCGGGUCAAGCAGCGGUAGAGCGUUUACAGCGAGCCGCCCAUCACGACGAGCAGCCGUCACCACACGGGCAUCCGUCGCCCCCCAAAAAAGCCUUCAAGACCCCCCGCGUGCCCCCUCUCUGCUCGAUGGCCACCAGGGCCACCGUUUCCCUCAUGACAGCUCCCAGCAUGCAGUACAGCAGCAGCCUGGCGUGUUUGACUCCAGAGCUGGCCGAACUCUUGUUGGCUCAUAUGGCACGUGAACGUCUCCUUCGACCACGUACGCUGGAGCUGUUCUUUGGCUGCCCGCUGCAAAAGUUCGUCCUAAACUGCUACCCGUAUACCACCAAUGAGCUGCUGCGGCAACUGAGGGCGUUUUCCUGCCUCAAACAUCUCAGCUUUGUCAACUCUCCACUCAUCACAGACGCUGGUCUUUCUGUUUUGUCCAACCUCUCCAAACUUCAGCAUCUCAACUUGUCGUCUUGUAGCAAACUAACAGACAGCUGUUUGCAGCAUAUUGCAGGACUGCGCAGUCUGACGUUCCUGGCUCUGGACCAGACCAAAGUAAGCGAUGCAGGUCUGCUGAUGUAUCUGCAGUCAGGUUCUCUUGCGCUGUGUCAGCUCAGCCUCAAUCAUACGGCCAUCACUGAGAGCACAUUGAGAGCGCUGCCCACAUGUGUACCACAGCUACGAAUGCUCAGUAUUAAACACAUCAAGGUGAGUGACGUUUCUGCACUCGCAGAGCUCCAAAACCUGCAGACGCUUCACCUGGACGGCACAGGUGUACAAGAAAAUACUCUCCAGUGCCUAGCAACCCACCCCAGCCUAUCAGCUCUCAGCCUGGCCGGCAUACCAGUCGCCGACGGAAACCACACGCUGGAGAUCAUUUCAGGCCUAAGGCUUACCCAGCUCACCCUGCCUGGCAGACACUCUGUGACGGACAGUGGACUUUCGUUUCUCUCCAGACAGACUUUACUUUUAGAGCUCGACCUGACUGACUACACUCAGCUCACCGACCACGGCAUUACACAGCUUUCCAGCAUGACCAGGCUGAAGAAGCUGUCUCUUAGCAACACUCAGGUGAGUGACAGCGGGCUGCAGGGACUGAUCAGUCUAAAAGAUCUCCAGGAACUGUGUCUUGACCGUACAGCCGUCACCAGCAGGGGCGUUGCAGCCUUGAUCACACACUUACCACAUCUGCAGGUGAUGGGUUUGGCCAGUACACAGGUGGGCGAUACAGUGAUCAGACGAGGUCUAGUUCACUGUCCUCAGCUGCUGAAACUCAACCUCAGCAGAACCAGAAUCACAGAUCAGGGUCUGAAGUUCCUGUGCCGUAUGCAGCUGAGUCAAGUAAACCUGGAUGGCACAGGUGUAACUCUUGUUGGCAUUGCUAACCUGAUCUCUGCCUGCCCUCAUCUGACCAGCGUACGAGCCAGCCAAACCCGCGCCAUACCUCCAGACCAACAGUCUGACGACGACGGCGAUAACGAGAAUGGCAACAACACCACACGAUCCUAGAUGUCUGUGUGUAUUCUUCAAACACGGCCAUAGUACCCUUCAGCUGUUUCUCAGAGCUUCCUUUUUCCAUAAGUAGCACUACAAUCUCACUUGGGUUCGACAAUCAAGUUGAAAUACUUAUUUGAAUGUGGUUACACAGCGUAAUGAACAAAAAGUUCAUAUUUAAUCUGAGUUUUGUCUGGAACUUUAAACGUGCCAUGUAUAUGCACACUUCAAAUUUAUAUUUUCUGUGGACAUUUAGCAUUUUUUGUAAAAUAAAAUUAAUUAAAUAUCAUUUAAAAAUACUGAUGACUUGUAAUACAGUAUAAAAAAAAUUGAAGGCGUCAUAAUUUAGUAAUAAUGAUGCUCAAAUAUUGCUAAUCAACACUUUGCAUGACAGAUGUAGAAGUAUUUGAAUCUUUUACAUUGUGUAUUGCGGAUUUGUGCAUGAACAUGAACAUUAAAAAAUAGGUGUUAAAGGGGUCGUACGAUGUGAUUUCAGAUUUUCCUUUCUCUUUGGAGUGUUACAAGCUGUUCAUGAAUAGAUAAGAUCCCUAAAGUUGCAAA